This is a messenger RNA of Triticum turgidum subsp. durum (durum wheat), 486 nucleotides long. NCBI's taxonomy places the organism in Eukaryota, Viridiplantae, Streptophyta, Magnoliopsida, Poales, Poaceae. The record is from the annotation of a GenBank genome assembly.
AUGGGCAUCUCCAGCAUGCCGGCGCCCAAGGAGAGCCUCCUGAUCUACCUGCUCUACCACGCCGUCGUCUCGAUCGCCGCCCUGGCGGGCCUCCUCCGCGCCGCGCUCGUCUUCCUCGGCCUGCCCGCGCCGCCGUCGCUGCUGGCCGGGGAGGACGCCGACGGCGCCGACCAGCUCACGGCGGCCACCCCGGCGGCCCCCAGCCUGGCCGAGAGGUUCAGGAGCAGGUUCCGCCCCGCGCGCUUCGGCCGGAGGCGGGGCGCGGCGGCGGUGCCUGACUGCCGCGUCUGCCUGGUGCGGUUCGAGGCGGACGCCGUGGUGAACCGCCUGCCCUGUGGCCACCUCUUCCACCGCGCCUGCCUCGAGACCUGGCUGGACUACGACCACGCCACCUGCCCGCUCUGCCGCUCCCGCCUCCUCCCGGCCGCCGCGGCCGCCGACGAGUCGUGGUCGCCGCCGGCCCCCACCCUGACGGCCUGGAUUUAG